Molecule: messenger RNA, 3218 nt
Organism: Rubroshorea leprosula
Lineage: Eukaryota; Viridiplantae; Streptophyta; Magnoliopsida; Malvales; Dipterocarpaceae
Source: the annotation of a GenBank genome assembly
GUUUUUCUGAGAAAAAUAGUCUGUUCUUCAUACGUUUCAUUCCACAGUAUCUAAAACUUAACAGAAAUUAAGCCUCUCUUUUCUCUCUCUGUGCAUCCAUCUCUCUCAGAGUCACAACUCAUAAACAAAAACCCUAAUUUCCAUUCCGAAGAAACACCCAACCCAACGCCGGUUUCUUCUCAUUCUCAUUCCCCAACUCUCUCCGCCGGUGACUCACUUUCAAUCUCGGCGAAACGCAUUGUUUGGAAUAUUGGUUGGUUAUUGAAACGGUUACGGUUUUGGUAAACCGGCAGAAAUCAUCGUAUUGGGGGUUAGGGUUUGUCGUAAUUUGUUCCUGCGUCUGCCUUCCUUAGAGGAAUUCGCUUGCUUUGUUGAACAAAUUUUGUUGUUGUUGCGGUUCAAACCCUAGCACUUGGGAUUAUUACAUGUUUUAGAUAUCUGUUUCUUCUAGGGUUUUGAUCAUUUUUUCCCAAUUUUUCUGGCGCCCGGACUCUGAUUUUGGUGUUCAUUAGGGUUAUGCCUGAUUGAACUGGUAUAUGGGUGUUGAAUAUUUUGAGAGAAUUCUGGAUGAGGGUCUUCUGAGAGUGAAUUAGCAUCUGUAAAUCCAUCUUUGAUAGUAGAUGGUGGGUUAGAGAGGUUUUGUGUUUAUAAUUAACACCACUACCUUGGCGUCUGUUCUCGCCAUUGCCUCAAUUUUUCUUGUUCUGGGUUCUUACUGCUUUAAAAUCCUUGACCUUUGAACAAUACCCUUUGAUUUCACUGAAUAACACAUUAUGUUAUACUCAUAAAACUACUGGUGAGUCUGUGACUUGUUUUGUGGGUGCCAUUUGCGAAGGAGUAUAAGUUAUUGAGAGGAAAGUCAGGUAAGGGAUAGGGUCAGAAGUCAGGACUCUUGUGUAGAAGGGAUAAAUUGUUUUCUUGGAGAGGUGGGAGAAGGUCAGAGAAGUGUUUUUCUUGUUACAUCUGAACAUGUUCAGUGUCCCUUAUGGAAAGAAGUGAACCCACACUAGUUCCAGAAUGGUUGAGAAGCACUGGCAGUGUUACCGGGGGUGGCAAUUCAGCCCACCACUCUACAUCAUCUUCUUCACACACAGAUGUUAAUUUGCCCUCGCAUCACCUCAGAAAUAGAAACACUAGGAGCACUAGUGAUUUUGAUUCCCCUCGUUCAGCAUUCUUGGAUCGAACUUCUUCAUCAAAUUCACGGAGGAGUUCCAGUAAUGGUUCUGCAAAGCAUGCCUAUGGUAGCUUUAGUCGGAAUCACCGUGAUAAGGACAGAGAAAGAGAUAAAGAGAGAACAGGCUUUGGGGAUCAUUGGGACAAUGAUUCUUCUGACGCCUUAGCAAGCAUCUUAACUAGUAGGGUUGAGAAAAACACAUUGCGCCGUUCUCAUUCUAUGGUGUCAAGAAAGCAUGGUGAACUCUUUCCCGGAAGAGUUACAGCUGACUCAAAAGACACAGGCAAUGGCAAUCAUAGCAAUGGCAAUGGUCUGCUUUCUGGAAGUGCUAUUGUUAGUAGCAGCAUCCAGAAGUCAGCAUUCGAGAAAGAUUUUCCUACACUUGGAACUGAGGAAAAGCAAAGAGUUCCAGAUAUACCCAGAGUUUCCUCUCCUGGUUUGAGCUCAGCUGUUCAGAGCUUGCCUGUUAGUAGUUCAUCAUUGAUUGGUGGGGAGAGAUGGACCUCAGCUCUGGCUGAGGUCCCUACUCUGGUUGGAACUGGUAGUGCAGGCUCCUUGUCUGUUCUACAAACUGUCUCUGCUUCAGGUUCUGGGGUGCCAAGUCCAACGAAUGCUCUUAAUAUGGCUGAAGCAUUGGCACAAGCUCCAUCACGUACCCGUACUGAUCCACAGGUGUCUAUCAAGACACAAAAACUUGAGGAGUUGGCUAUUAAGCAAUCAAGGCAAUUAAUACCAGUGACACCUUCAAUGCCUAAGGGUUUGGUUCUUAACUCUUCUGAUAAAUCAAAACCUAAGACAGCAGUCAGACCUGUUGAGAUGAACAUGGCUGUCAAGAGUGGGCAGCAGCAACCUCCUUCGUUGCAUCAUGGUAAUCAAUCUCAAGUUGGAAAUAUGAAGUCUGAUGUUACGAAAGCGACUCAUGGGAAGCUUUUGGUUCUCAAACAAGCAAGGGAAAAUGGGAUCUUGUCCCCUCAAAAGGAUAUUCCAAAUCUGGCAAACAAUGCCAACAGCCGAGUGGCAAAUAACCAACUUUCUGCUUCACCAUCUGUUCAAUCUGCUCUGUUGCAGAGCUCAAACAGCUUAAAGCUCCGUACUGGGGAACGCAAGGUAGCUGGCUCAAAUCUGUUACCUGGGUUUGCUGUGGAGAAGAGACCUUUGGCUCAAACCCAGAGCCGAAAUGAUUUCUUUAAUCUCCUAAAGAAGAAGAAUGGAACAAACACUUCUUCUGAUCUCCCAGAUGCAGGUCCAAAUAUUUCAUCUCCCAUUGCAGAGAAAUCUGAAGUAACAAAGGAAGUAGUCAGUCCUUCUGCAACUCCUCAUGCUUUUGAGAAUGGUGCUGCAGCAACUAGCAAUGGUAUUACUCAUCAAGAGGGUCACAGAUUCUCUGAUGAUGAGGAGAAGGAUACGAGCUAUAGCACUCCUGUUCUUCCAGAGGAAGAGGCUGCCUUCCUUCGUUCUCUUGGAUGGGAUGGGAAAUAUUGUGAGGAUGAAGGCCUAACGGAAGAGGAGAUCAAUGAUUUUUAUCAGGAGUUGAAAUUAAGGCCAACUACUCUUAAGCUCUGCCAUGUCAUGCAGUCAAAGCUGCCUGAAGCCUUUGCAACUAAUUUGGAUGGAGCUUCAUCUGUUUUGAGUUCAUCUGACUCCAAAUCUGAAGCUUGACUUACCGUGCAGUCCAAAGAUCCAAUUUUUGAUGGCAGUUGGAUGGAUAGCUUUUCUUUCUUUUUUCCUUUUUUCCUUUUUGAAAAGCUAAUGAAGUGGGCACGGAAGAAGGUGGGUUUCGGUUGGAACAAUGCAUUUUGCAAAUAGUGCAAUAAGUCCUCCUGCCUGGCUAAGUGGCUAUCCCUGGUGAAUUCUUUAGGUUUGAUUCUUGAAGGUAGUUAGGGGCUAUGUUGUCUCUAGUGGAGGAGGCUGGAAAGUUGCAUUGCAUCUUUUGGGGAAUUUCAUCCUUUUCUUCCUUGAAGAGGUUUCAAAUUUACCAUUUUUUUUUUUUUUUGGUUAUCUUUACGGGAAAGAAAAAAAAGGGAAAUUAAGAAGUUUGAUAUUU